UAUACAAUACUCGAAGUCAACCACAGGUCACACCACAACUUUGAAAAAAUACUUGGCCGUUACCUUUACCUCCGUGAAAUGCAACAUUGGACUCUGCUGCUCUAAAGUCGUCGCGUUAGUGUAGGCAUUGGAGAUGUUAGCUGGGACCGCGCCAGCGACGGCUAUGACAGAUUGAGGUGGGGUGCAAUGUGCAAGCUACCAGUGCCAAAGGAAACGUACAUUCCGGGAGAGGGAAACCGAUCUCAUCCGAGUCCUACGAAAAAGGCAAAUCCAUAUCAACAUCCACUUGAAACAGGAAAGACGGAAGAGGCUACCUCCAUGGUGAUACGGACUUGUGAAGCUGAGAUCGAGGAUUCCUGGAUGACGAAAGUAACGGUGGUGGCGUUGUCGAUGGCCGGCUCACACUGGAGCUGGGCUUUGCUAAGAGAAUUCUUGGAAAUAUAACCGAGACUGUCUCCUGUGCUGUUUUUGACCUCGAUAACUCCGCGUUUGGUUAUGGUCUUUACGGCUUGAAUGGCGGGGACAGAGGAAGGCGUCGAGCGGCGGUCGAUAUCUAGGAAGAGGACGGUGAGUCGUAGUACUGACUUGUCAUAAAAAAAGAGAGGAUACGCACAAACUAAAGUGACCG
Messenger RNA from Laccaria bicolor S238N-H82, 628 nucleotides. RefSeq lists its product as uncharacterized. The transcript has 3 exons. The coding region runs from base 187 to 444 and encodes 85 amino acids. Lineage: Eukaryota; Fungi; Basidiomycota; Agaricomycetes; Agaricales; Hydnangiaceae. The record is from RefSeq and is a predicted model, not a curated record.